Messenger RNA from Styela clava, 1481 nucleotides. RefSeq lists its product as uncharacterized. Lineage: Eukaryota; Metazoa; Chordata; Ascidiacea; Stolidobranchia; Styelidae. The record is from RefSeq and is a predicted model, not a curated record.
UUUAAACUGAGUUGAGUGUAGCGUACCAGCAUAACGAUUUGAAUCUCUGUUGAAGUUGAUAAUUUCUGAUAGAGCUGGAUACAUUGCAGGUGCUGAAAUGUGGCAACGAUUAAUUCUUUUGAGCUUGCUAUUCAGCGUGUUUCAUAAAACAUGCCAUGGGGAGAGAUCCGAAGACUCUCUUAUAUGCAAACGAGUAGACAACGAUGCUGCCAAUGUUUUGAUCACGGGACCGCAAGGUCCUCCUGGUCCACCUGGUUUAAUUGGAAUGGUUGGAAUCCCGGGAUUUGAUGGCCUACCUGGACCACCAGGAAUCGGCGUAGACUACAACAGAUUGGAAAUUAUGAUUGAACAAAUAGUCGCAGAAACUAUUCAUUCUAAGGAAAAUGUAAAAUCACGGACUUCAAACUUUCGAUGCGAGAAUCUAAAUAACAAAGUCGAAGUUGAUGGAAAAUGUUUUUUCGCUGUCGUGCCGGAGAAUGAAGUCAAAUUUCUUGCAGCUGCGCAGUUGUGCAUAGAUAGAGGAGCAACACCGGCAAAUAUUUACGAUCGCCAUCAAUUCGGCAAGAUAAUGAAUUAUCUUCAUGAGUUAAGACAAUCAUUUUAUCACGUAUAUCUUGGAAUGGAGUUCAAUCCUGAGAAUGAUGAACUCACUUUCUAUGAUGGAAGUCCAGCUCAAUACACAAGUUGGCGCUUUGGAGAUCCCGUUAGACGUGUGGCGGAUCCGGUGAAAAUGACGCGAGUAGCCAUAAACGUUCUGAGUGACAGCAACAACUCCGGUAAUGGAAUGUUGACCACGGCUAUGAUUUGGCCAAAAACAGGAGUACUUUGCGAAUCUGCAAUAGAUAGAGAGCAUUGAAUUGGCAUAAACAUGGCUUCAUAACAGACAUGGGCAAACUACGGCCCGUUGGGCAGUUUAAUCUGGCCCGCCUGAUCUAAACUAAAACCAAAUUUUGAUGUUUUUGCUAAAAAAUAGCUCAAGAAAUUCGUUGAAAUUGGGAUUAAAUUUAGUUUUGGCACGAGGCUCAUUGUUUUCCACUUUUUCUUUUGUAACAGUGUAAAUAUUGUUUAUAAAAUGUAACUUCUACGUCACACUUACAUGACCCGCCAGUCUCAGUAGGCAAUAUUGUUGGACCUUGGUCCAGAAACCUUGCACACCCCUGAUAUAUAGUCUAUUAUAAUCAUCUCAUAUCGUGUAUAUCGACUUUUCAUUUUGAUUAUAAAGACUGCUACGAUUCAGAACUUCUUAGAGUUUGUCGACUGAAAGCAAAUGAGUGCUAAUAUUUGUUUUAACUAUCUAGCAGUUUCAUGAAGUUGUCGGAGUAACAUUUUAUACCACGUAUUUGUAUACCUGUCAGUAAUGUGAUUCUUGACAGCCAUGAAAUAUAUUAUGAAGCCUUAUUUGCAUGUUUCUCUAUAGGGUAAAUACUAUCUUUUCAUCCGCAGUUGAUGUUAAACCGUUGCUAUGUAAUAAAUAUUAAAAC